Messenger RNA from Eufriesea mexicana, 2598 nucleotides. It is a transcript of the gene Mtpalpha, whose product is annotated as monolysocardiolipin acyltransferase Mtpalpha. The record is from RefSeq and is a predicted model, not a curated record. Lineage: Eukaryota; Metazoa; Arthropoda; Insecta; Hymenoptera; Apidae. The transcript is spliced from 11 exons. Gene Ontology annotation, biological process: fatty acid beta-oxidation. Gene Ontology annotation, molecular function: NAD+ binding; long-chain (3S)-3-hydroxyacyl-CoA dehydrogenase (NAD+) activity; enoyl-CoA hydratase activity. Gene Ontology annotation, cellular component: mitochondrion; mitochondrial fatty acid beta-oxidation multienzyme complex. Bases 165 to 2468 code for a protein of 767 amino acids.
UUGAGGUCAAAGUCCUCAAGAAGUAUAGUAAAUUGUAUUGCAGGUUAAGUUAAUACCUACGUUUAUACGCAUGCGUAGUUACCGGCAUUUUCACUUUUGCAUAGUGGCUACAUAUGUAGACUUAAUAUUAUAUUUUCGGGUGUGUGCAUGUAAUAUUCCAAAAAAUGUCACAAUACAGAUUAUUAGGUGCUAUUGCGAAUUUUUCGCAUAUCAAUAAAAAUACUAUAACACGCACAGUAUUAUACAAAGCAAUGAGAGUAAUGUCUACCUCAGCAAGUACAAAACAUUUGAAAUACAAAGUUAUAGAUAAUGUGGCAGUCCUUACUAUGGAUUCUCCAGGGGUCAAAGUAAACACUAUAAAUUAUGAAGUGAUGUAUGAAAUUGAAAAUAUUCUAAAAAAUGUAGAACAAAAUUCUGCUAUAAAUUCAAUAGUUCUUAUAAGUGGGAAACCAGAUUGUUUUAUUGCUGGUGCUGAUAUUUCUAUGUUACAACAUGUUAAAACUUCAGAAGAAAUAUAUAAAGUAUCUAGUGACUGUCAACAAAUUUUGAAUAGGAUAGAAAAAAGUCAAAAACCAAUUGUAGCUGCAAUUAAUGGAACUUGCUUAGGAGCAGGGCUUGAGAUAGCUAUGGCUUGUCAUUAUCGACUUGCUACAGAUGACCAGAAAACUAGUUUGGGUUUACCAGAAGUAAUGUUAGGUCUUUUACCAGGUGCAGGUGGUACACAAAGAUUACCACAAUUAACAUCAUUUUUUAAUGCUUUAGAUAUGAUCCUUACUGGUAAAACUGUUAAAGCAAUUAAAGCUAAGCAAAAUGGACUUGUGGAUAUCAUAGUAAAUCGUCUCGGUCCUGGUAUUGGUUCAUCAGAAGAAAAUAAUAUGAGAUACUUAGAAGAGACUGCUAUCAAAGCUGCGAAAGAUAUAGCAAGUGGGACUUUAAAAGUUAAUCGAGACUCUAAAACAAUGAUUGACAAACUUACGAAUUAUGCUUUAUCCUUUGAUUUUGUAAAGGACCAGAUAUUUAAAAGAGCAAAACAAAAAGUGAUGAAGAAAACUGGAGGGUUAUACCCUGCACCACUUAAAAUUUUAGAUGUAAUGCGUACUAGUAUGGAUAAGGGAUUAAUGGCUGGUUAUGAAGCAGAAGCUCAAGCUUUUAGUGAACUAUUAAUGACACCGGAAUGUAAAGGUCUUAUAAAUUUAUUCUUUGGACAAACAGCAUGUAAAAAGAAUCGUUUUGGGGUACCCAAAAGUGCUGUUAAGAAAGUUGCUGUUGUUGGUGCUGGUCUUAUGGGAGCAGGUAUUGUUCAAGUAACCAUAGAUAAAGGUUUUAAUGUAAUUAUGAAAGAUACAAAUGAAAGAGGCCUAUACCGUGGCCUCAAUCAAAUACAAAAAGCAAUGGAUACUGCAGUAAAGAAACGAAAGUAUUCUAACAUUCAAAAAGAUAUAUAUCUUUCUCAAUUAGAUUCCACAUUAGACUAUAGCUCAUUUAAAAAUGCAGAUAUUGUAAUUGAAGCAGUGUUUGAAGAUAUUGCAAUUAAACAUAAAGUGAUAAAAGAAAUUGAGGCAAAUACGCCGAAUUACUGUGUACUUGCAACAAAUACAUCUGCAAUUCCUAUUACUGAAAUAGCUGCAGGCAGUAGUCGCCCUGAUAAGGUGAUUGGAAUGCAUUACUUUUCUCCAGUAGAUAAAAUGCAAUUGUUAGAAAUCAUAACCCAUAAAGGUACAUCAACUGAAACUAUUAAAACUGCAGUUGAUGUAGGUUUAAAACAAGGGAAAACAGUUAUUACUGUUGGAGAUGGUCCAGGAUUUUAUACAACAAGAAUUCUGUCUGCUAUGUUAUCUGAAGCUAUUAGAUUAAUGCAGGAAGGUGUAGAUCCUAUAGAUUUGGAUAAUUUGACUAAAAAGUUUGGAUUUCCUGUUGGAGCAGCUACCUUGUCAGAUGAAGUUGGCAUUGAUGUUGGCGCUCAUAUAAGCUCGCACCUUGUGAUAGCAUUAGGUGAACGUUUUAAAGGUGGAAAUGUAAAUAUACUUAGUGACUUAGUGAGAGCUGGUUUUCUAGGUCGAAAAUCUGGCAAGGGAAUAUAUAUAUAUGAAACUAAUGUUAAACAUAGAAAUAUUAACCUUGCAGCAAUGGACAUUAUGAAAAAAUACCAAUGUGAACCAAAAGGAAGUACAUCCGUUGAAGAUCGCCAGUUAAGAAUGGUGUCUCGGUUUGUUAAUGAAGCAAUACUUUGUUUAGAAGAAAAUAUUUUAGCAAAUCCGUUGGAAGGGGAUAUAGGAGCUGUUUUUGGAUUAGGGUUCCCUCCUUUCACAGGUGGACCAUUUCGUUGGGUAGAUUCUUAUGGAGCUGAUAAACUAGUAAAAAAAAUGGAAGAAUUUCAAAAUCAUUAUGGAGAAACAUUUAAACCAUGUCAAACAUUGUAUGAUAUGGCAUCCGAUCGCAACAAAAAAUUCCAUAAACAAAUUCAGUAGACAUUUAAAAAGAAUAUUCAUAUGGGAUUACAAUCUUAAGAGAACAAAUUUGAUACUUUAUUAAACUCAAUAUUUACUUAAAUAAGAUUGUAAUAUAAAAAGUAUAUUUUUUGUUAAAUAUAUAUCAAUU